UACAUUCUAGAAAACCAACCGCCCAUAGUAGUAUGUGAUACUUUUUAUUAUUACCAAACCGUUCCGAUAAUUACACCAUAAUCAUUAUAUAAUCCCACAAGAAAGAGUCUAUUUAAGCAAUUGCUUCGUCAACGCCGGAACACUGAAACUAUAAUUGCAUUAUAUACCGCUCCUUCCACCACCUAGAGAAACAUAAUAUAUCAAACCAUCUUUGUGUGAACAUUUAGGAGAAUGAAAGGUCGGCCUGUGCAUCUCUGUCCUACCGCAAAAGUUAUGCCAAAAAAAGUUUAGAGUCCUCGACGAAGUAUACAGCUCUUUAAAUCAUUUCCCCGGGUUACUUGGAACCGUUGGGUGAGCGCGUUUAAUAUUGGACUUUUCUCUUUCUGUUUUAAUAAGGUACGACGUGGCCUUGUUGAACAGCUUGGUUGUUUUAAAUAUCAUAUUUACUAAUACAUGUGCUUAAUUCCUAGCCCAUGGCUUCAGAAAGCGCUCCCAUGCAUUUUGUUAGAAUAAACCUGGUUCGUCAGGGCACCUGAAAAAAAAGCCUCCCUCAGGACCAGUUUGCGUUUGUAUGCAUGCGAUUGGCAACACUUAUUUACAUUAAAUACGCCACAAGGUUACAGUGAGAUGAACGUCAUUUUAUCACUGAUUACUUCUCUUAAGCACUAGAGCUGUGACUGAUGCUCAGGACGCGCAGACUACACCGAUUUACCCUGGAGUUUUUUGUUGUUGAAGAAAAAUACUUUAAAUAGUUAACUGAAAAGGCACUUGUCUUCCCCCCUCUGCAAACCUGUCUGUGUUCUUCCUGAGCUACGUCGGUGAGGUGGCAGUACUGCAGUGAUCUACGGAUGUCAAUUAGAAGACCCAAAGAAAACACGUUAGGACAGAGACACAUCCCUCUAGGUUGGUUGUCAUUGCUGUGUGCUGUAGUGACUCAGUGGCAGUGACUGCCUGGGUCUCCUCGAACCAAACAGACAGGCUCCAGACCAGUAUGCAGUUAGUGUGUUAAGAUAGUGGCUGACAAGCCGCCCGCGCCUCCCUCCCUCCGUGACCCCGGAUCACUCACCGCACUUAUAAGGCCUGUCAUUUUUAAUAUUUGAUUUCAGUUUUAAGUUAUGUGUUUUACCCAGAUGAUGAAAUCAGUGUUUAACUGAACACAAAAUGGAUCUCCCCUCUCUCUUUUCAUCUUCAAUCUCCCCUUGCUUGCCCUCUUUGCCUUUUCUCUCUCACUCUCUCUCUCUCUCUCUCUCUCUCUCUCUCUCUCUCCUUCUCUCCUCUGUUUUACAGAGAUGAGGGGAAGAUAUUAGUGAUAAUAUAGGCACACAGACACAGACAGACACGCAGAGACACAAAGCUCACAGCCACGCGGACACACGGCUCUGCAUUGCGUAUUACAUUGUGAUCUGCCCGAUGGAGGACUCUAGUUUGUGCCUUGGUGUGUCUUCAGCAGUAUCGGACGCUGACAGAGACCAUCUGAGCAACACAGUGCUAAAUGGGCGAUACCCUAUCAGUCAGAAGCUCCACCAGCUGACGGCCCAGCUGGGCCACGCCUUUCCCGACCUACAGAGCCGACAGCAGAUCCCUGAGGAGAAAGCUGCCACCCCAUUGGAUGAGAAGAGCCACGCUGCCCUGGCCAGUCAACCAAUCAGCAGUCAGAUGGCACUGCUCGCUAACCAGCUCAACCGAGACAUAGAUGCAAGUGCCCUGGCCAACCUGAAUGGGCGUGUGGACCUGCAGCAGUUUCUCAAUGGGCAGAACCUGGGCAUCAUGUCCCAGAUGAACGACAUUGAAGAUGAUGCCCGCAAGAACAGGAAGUACCCUUGUCCGUUGUGCGGCAAGCGAUUCCGCUUCAACAGCAUCUUGUCGCUACACAUGCGCACACAUACAGGUGAGAAGCCUUUCAAGUGCCCCUACUGCGACCAUCGAGCAGCACAGAAGGGUAACCUCAAAAUCCACCUACGCACCCACAAGCUGGGAAACCUCGGUAAGGGACGCGGCCGUGUCCGUGAGGAGAACCGUCUUCUACAUGAGCUGGAGGAGAGGGCCAUCCUGAGGGACAAGCAGAUCAGGAGCAGCAGCCUCCUUCAGCCAGCUCAGCCCCUGCAGCACCAGCCACACCUUGGCCCUCAGACCCAGCAGCAGCAGCAACAGCCUGGCUCUGCCUGUGGCCUCCUCACCCCCACCAGCCUGGGAACUCCAGACUCCCUCUCCCAGCCGUCGUCCUCCCCCAAGCCGGCCAGCACCCAAGAUGACCAGGCCCUGAACCCACCCACUGGAUUCCGCUGCACCUUCUGCAAGGGCAAGUUUAAGAAGCGGGAGGAGCUGGAUCGUCACAUCCGCAUCCUGCACAAGCCCUACAAGUGCACCUUGUGUGAGUUUGCUGCCUCGCAGGAGGAGGACCUGAUCAGCCAUGUGGAAAAAGCCCAUAUCACGGCCGAGUCAGCUGCAGGACAGGGUGCAGCUGGCGGCACUGAGAAGCCUGCCAACGAGUUCCGCUGUGAGGUGUGUGGCCAGGUCUUCAGCCAAGCCUGGUUCCUCAAGGGCCACAUGCGCAAACACAAGGACUCAUUUGAACACGUCUGCCAGAUCUGUGGUCGUCGCUUCAAGGAGCCCUGGUUUCUCAAGAACCACAUGAAGGUCCAUCUCAAUAAGCUGGCCAUCAAGAGCAAGCCCCCAGCAGAGGACAUUAAUGCUGUCAACACCAUGAACAGCAUGGCCCAGGAGGCCCACGCUAACCUCUACUCACGCUACAUCUCCUGCCUGCAGGGAGGCUUCCUAUCCCCAGACAAACAGGGUCUGAGUGAGCAACACCAGAUGCUGGCCAAAGCCGGCAUUGCCAUGAAGGAGAAGGAGAUGCUGGGGAAGCUGCUAGGCCCCAUGGCAGGGAUGGGCCAUGGCCUUGGUGAAGGGGAGAAGCGCACUCUCCUGGGCUGUCUGAACCUGGUGCCCCCCCUGAAGUCCAGCUGCAUGGAACGCCUCCAGGCGGCUGCCAAAGUUGCAGAGAUGGACCCGCUGAAUAGCUAUCAGGCCUGGCAGAUCAUGGCACGAGGCAUGGCCAUGGACCGCGCCUUUAUGCCCAAGGAGCAGCACCAUGAGCAGCACCAUGAGGAGAGGAUCAAUGCUGCCGGCAUGGCCUUCACUAAAGAGAAGCAUGACUACCCUAUGAUGGGCUCCAACGAUGGCUCCAAGCAGAAGCAGCACAUCGAAGCUCUGCAUGGCUCGAAGGCCGGCAGUGGAGCCAUGAUGCCCCUGAAAGACGACAGAGUGGGUUUCGACAGCCACCGUGACUUCAUGCCACAUCAUGGCGGCCAUGGCCUGGGCCUGGGCCACGGCCUUGAGUACAACCACCUGACUAGCCUGAAAGAGAAACCCACAGAGUGUCCUGACUGUGGCCGGGUCUUCAGGACCUAUCACCAGAUGGUGGUCCACUCUCGGGUGCACAACAAGGAGCGGCGGCCCAUAGAAGAAGCCAUCCAGCAGCAGAACAACACCACAGGACUGGAUGAACGCCGUGGCUCGGCCAGCGACCCAGAGUCCCAGUCCAUCAGCAGGUCCACCACCCCUGGAUCCUCCAACGUGACGGAGGAAAGCGGAGCCGGAGGAGGCCACUCCCAGACCGGCAGUGUCCAGGACGACAGCCCACACCCUUCCUCCCCAUCCUCAGAUGUCGGGGAUGACCUGGGGAAGGCGGCGGGGAGUGUUCAGCAGGCCCCCUCCCAGCACAGGGACAGGAGCCUGGGCUCGGCCAUCAAGGACUGCCCCUACUGUGGGAAGACCUUCCGCACCUCCCACCACCUCAAGGUCCACCUGAGGAUACACACAGGUCAGUGGAGAGAGAAACCCUACAGGUGCCCUCACUGCGACUACGCAGGCACCCAGUCUGCCUCACUGAAGUACCACCUGGAGCGCCACCACCGUGAGCGGCAGAAUGGCGGCGGCCCCUCCUCCGGACACGCCCCUCCCUCUGAGCACAAGGAAGAGCACGGCAAGGGUGGCGUCUUCGCCCGUCCUGAUGUCCUCCGCGGUGUCUUCAAGGGCAUGCCCUCCAGCCUGGACUUCAGAGGGGGACCGUUGCAUCCCCAUCAGUGGGCCCCUCCCGGUAUGUUGUCCCCCAGGGAGCGUGAGAGGGACAGAGAGCGAGAGCGUAAUGGCCUGGGACCUGACUCUCUCUCUGAAAGCAUGAAAAGCCCAGAGGGCCCCUCCGCCGCAGACGUCCCAGCCAGCUUCAGAGACCUAGGUCGGGCGUACCAGAGCAUGGUGGGAAACGGUGUCAACUUCCAGGGCUCCCUGCAGGCCUUCAUGGACAGCUUUGUCCUCAGCUCCCUGAAGAAGGAGAAGGAGAUGAGAGAGAGCCACCUGCAGUCCCAGCAUUACUUUGAGAGUGGUGAGCCCAAAGCCAAGAGGGCUGAUACUGGUGAGGAAAAGGCUGAGGCCAAGCCUUCAACGGGCAAGCCUGGGUCCCAGUACGAGCCUCUGGACCUGUCUGUCAAUGUCAAACCUGAAACAGGCUCUCUGCCUGGCGCCUCUGUCACCUUCCAGGACAACGUGGCGUGGCAUGGCUGCCUCUUCUGCUCCUUCACCACCGCCUCUGUCGAGCUGAUGGCCCUACACCUGCAGGCCAACCACCUAGGCAAGGCCAAGCAAUGCAAGGAGGGCAAGGAGCACCAGGGAGAGCCCUCCCACUUCCUCAAGGCCAGCAUGGGCCCAGCCCACCUCCAUGACAGAGACAAUGACAGAGAGGGGGAGAAGAGCCAGUCAGCCUGGUCCAACCACAUGGAGCACCACACCAGCAUGGGAGCCUUCCAGAGUGACUUCUAUAAGCAGUAUGGAGGCAUGUAUGAUGGCUCCCCAAGGACCCCGGGCCUCCAGGGGUUUGGAGCGACAUGCCCUGACCCAGCCCUGGAGCAGCAGAGCCAGGCCAGAGAAACAGCUGGGGAUGAGCUCUCAGACAAGGCCUCCUGCGGGGAGCUGGAGGACCAGGCACAGUCUGAGGAUGAUGAAGGCAGGGAUGGAGAGCGCUGCCACAGCACCGAGUCCUCCUCCGCCCAACCAGAGAGACAGCGACCCCACUCUGACGACGAGGAGGAAGAGGACGGGAUGGAGGGGGAAGAUGAGGACAGUGCCACCUAUCAGAUGCCGAAGCAGACGCAGGCCCUGUCCCCGGCUAGAGAGGCCCAACGACCAAGGGCCUCCUUGGGCCCUGGGGCCCCUUUCCCUCCCCAGUUCCAGCCUCAGCCGCCCCUGGAGAAGCAGUGGCAGCAGGGCUUGGGUCUCCUUUCAUCUCCUGGUGGUUCCCCGGGGCUGCUGAAGCCGGAACAUGCCCAUCUCGAGCAGCAGAUGAACAUGCUGUCCGUCCUGAGGGCCUACAGCUCGGAGAACCUCGCAGCGUUCAACGGCCUUGGAAGCGGCUCAAACAGCGGCGGCGGCAUCAAGAGACCAGACGCACCCAGUCACGGAGGUCAGGGGGGUCAGAAGCCGUUCCAGUGCAGGUACUGCUCCUACGGUGCCUCUCAGAAGGGCAACCUGAAGACCCAUGUCCUGUGUGUCCACCGCAUGCCCUUUGACAACAGCCAGUACCCAGACCGCCGCUUCAAACGCUCCCACGUCGACUCGGACGCCUCAGGGAACUCUGAGGAUGGGACCACCAGCUACCCCACGGGAAUUCAUGAGGUUAUGGCCGACCCCCCUCUCUCUGGAGACCCCCUGCAUCCAUGACCGAUGUCACCCGGCAUGGAGGUGCCAGCCUUCAACUCUACAACUACUGUACUCACUGCGGCCACAUAACAGGGACUACGUACUUCGCCUACUCCCAGAGCACAGCCAGAUAAAGGGGGCCAUCAUUGACUGUACUCUUUUGCCCAGAGCUCACAGGACAUCCUCAGUGUGUACUAGGUCAGUAACAAUAACACAACAUGCCUAUAAACAACACAUACCAUGGGUUGAGUAUUCUUUAAGAUGGGUCCUGAAGAAAUGCAUCUAUUCAUUCAUAUACAACUAAGUAUAGAUAUGUUAAAUUUAGUUAAGCGACAAAUAGUGGAGACGACUAUAUAAAAAAAUAAAAAUAAAAGAAAUGUAGAAAAUCUUUCAAAUGACUUUUAUCCCCCCAAAAUUAUGCUUUUAUCAGAAGAAUGAUCCCAUAAACGAUUUAGCGACAAUUGGGGAAGAUGGAAUAGGAUUGUUGAACACACCCCUCAGAACAUGACACCGGCGGCUGCCUUUUGCAGAGGGCGAAUGAUGAGCAGCCAGUGGAGGCUGGGCCAGGCAGCGGCAGUGGUGGAGGGGGGCCUUGGUGCCAGCCUGACUGGAGCUGUCAUCGCAGAGGAAAUCAAUUCACCACCCCCUCUCCCCUUUUUUCAUCUUUCUCGACCCAGCAGUCCAGCCCCAUCCACUCCCAGCCCUCUGCCCCUACUGCACUACAGGAGUAACCUAACCCUGGCCGACAUGUGAGGGGUCAAACUCAGUUCCAUCAGCUGGCCAGAGUCACCCUCCUCCUCCUCCCCUUUCUCUGCCUCUUUAAAACGACUCAAAUCCAACAUGGCCUCUGGAAGAAGAAAACAAAAAUCAAUGAUGUAUUUAAAGGAGCCAUUAGAGGCACAGAGAUGUGUUCUGUGCAAUAUUGUCAUUUAUUUGGAUAUCACCUUACCAGACACUGAGAGGUGGAGUUAAUUGAAUGUGUUUUAUUUCAUUGAGCUUUUAUGUUAGGAGGUGGAUGGUUGUUAUUUGGAAUUGAAAGUGUAGCUAGUGAAGAUGUACAUAGUGGAAUUGGGACCUUUACAACUUGAUGUACUGUAACUUUAGUCAGAGGUUGAAUGUUUCGUUAUAUAUGAAGACCGUGAACGUUACAGGAGUUGUUUCUUCAGACACGAUGCAGGACUAUCUUCCUAUAGGCUCCUCUAAAGCAGCGUCAGAAUGAGCAAUAAUACAUAGAGAUAAUCACCCUGCUCCCUGUCUCUAAUUUCAACGUAUUAGUAACAAAAUAGACAAAGGGACAUUUUCUACAAAUGUCUUUUCCAAUUUAUUUCUAGGUUUCGGACGAAGCAUUUUGUGAGUAGUGGGGAGUAAACAGAAGAUGAUGCUUUUUAUUGUGUUGGUAUGGAGGCAUGGGGGGGGGAUUUAAAAAAUAUAUAUGUUUCUGAUAAAGAGAAAUGAUCCGGACUUUAAGAAAGUCAAUAUCUUCCCUCACAGCCAAGGAGAGCUGAACACUUAAACCCCAGGGCCUUAACACCGCAGCUAUGCCUAAAGGAGUUUACAGUCCGCUCAAAUACACUGCUCCUAUCAGUUGAGAGAGAGAAAUAAGAAAAGAAAGAAAGAAAGAAAGAAAAGAAAGAAAGAAAGAAAUAAAAGAAAGAAAGAAAGAAAGAAAGAGUAUGGAUACGUCCAGAAUGCAGUUGUUGUUUAAAUGGGGUCAUUUGAAUUAGGACUUUUCUGCCAUUCAGCGAUCUACUUACAGUGUUCUGUUGUUGUUGCUUACCUAGCCUAGUUCGCACCGCCUUACUUCAGAUCGAGUCGAUCAAUUUAAUACAACUCUUUUUAUGAUAUCUCCCAUGAAGCCACAACAUUGAGAUAUAACUGAAACGACUGUGGUAAGCUUUAGGUUUAAUAAAUGCACUACUGCGUUCUUGGUGACUGUGCCAGUCGCUUGCUUUUUUGUGUGUGUAUGUACGUGUGUGUGUGGGUGUGCCUACCUAACUAUAUAAGAGAAAAGAAUAACUACAAAAAAAAAUUGAAAAAAAUAAACUCUGAAGAAAAAUAAUUCACAUUCCAUUUCUAGCACUUUUCAGGUUUUCCAGUAUAUCUGUAUGUUUCAAACUAUGCGAUAUGGCAAUGAUGCUUUUCAUGACACUGGAAACAUCAUUGUUUGCCAAUUCUCUGUGACGUGUUCGUCCAUCCCUUACUGUGCUACUGUUUCCCUGCCUGCAUUCCAAAAUAACCCAAGUUUUCCCUGAAAAUAUUUUGUUUGUCAUGAUUCAAUUAAGAAACAGACACAAAUGUACAAUUACAACUUGAUCAUUCCUGCGCUAACAAAGAAGAUAAAUCAUUUAUACUAUGUACUUCUCUGUGUACUCUGUGUUCAUGGCCCUGAUACUGUCCACAUUCCUUGAUGAAGUAAACGUCUAUAUUGGAGGUAAAGUAAGUAGAGGAUUUUGUUGCUACUACUAUAUACUUAGACAACUUUGUAUUUAAAUAUAACUAUUGGGCAUUAUUUAUUAUUCUACAUCAGUUUUACAGAAGAGGAAAACCAUUCUGAUAACGGUAAAUCUGUGUUUUCUUUUUUCAUGGACUCUUUCUGCUGUCAGGAAGUUGUGAAGUCUCUGAGGCAGUUCGUUUUAUCCAGUGUUUUACGCAAUAAAAACCUCUACCUC
Molecule: messenger RNA, 8363 nt
Organism: Oncorhynchus gorbuscha (pink salmon)
Lineage: Eukaryota; Metazoa; Chordata; Actinopteri; Salmoniformes; Salmonidae
Product: zinc finger protein 536-like
Exons: 9
Coding region: 1411-5715 (1434 amino acids)
Biological process (GO): regulation of DNA-templated transcription
Cellular component (GO): nucleus
Molecular function (GO): DNA-binding transcription factor activity, RNA polymerase II-specific; RNA polymerase II cis-regulatory region sequence-specific DNA binding
Source: RefSeq, a predicted model, not a curated record